This is a messenger RNA of Closterium sp. Naga37s-1, 1185 nucleotides long. The record is from the annotation of a GenBank genome assembly. NCBI's taxonomy places the organism in Eukaryota, Viridiplantae, Streptophyta, Zygnematophyceae, Desmidiales, Closteriaceae.
AUGCAGGCGAGGGAGCCAAUAGGCGAGAGGGGGCGCGGGGGACGGCGGAAGCGGGUGGGCGAGGGAAAGAGGGGGAAUACGGGGGUUGAUGGAGAGGUGGAUGGGGAGGAGGGUGAAGAGGAAGGGGAGGAGGGUGAAGAGGAUGGAGAGGAGGGAGGAGGAGAGGAAGAGGGGGAGGUGGAAGAGGAAGGGGAGAUGGAUGUUAGUGGUGAAGGGAACGCGGAGGAGGAAGAGGGGAGGGAGGAGAAAGCAGAGGACGGAGGAACAGAGGAGGACGAUGCAGAAGCAACUGCACUGCUCGCCAAAGCUGACGUGUCCCUUUCUGCCACUGCCACGUGUGACUCCUUUGCUGACCUGGCACUGGCGCCGUGGCUGGUCGCCACGUGUCAUGAGAUGGGUCUGCGCCAUCCCACCCCAGUGCAGUGUGCGUGCAUCCCCCCCGUCGUUGCGGGGAGCAACGUCAUUGGGGUGGCGCAAACGGGAAGUGGCAAGACUGCUGCUUUCGCCCUGCCCAUUCUCCAGUUCCUUGUCCUGGACGAGGCCGAUCGCCUGCUCGACCGCGGCUUUGAGGAGGAGAUAGGGGCGAUUCUGGGAAGGAUGCCGAAAGAGAGGCAGACGCUGCUCUUCUCCGCCACUUUCACCGCCAACCUGCACGCCUUGAAGGUGUGUGGUGGUAGCAUGGGUAUUGCAUGGGUGGGUGUUGCAUGGGUGGGUGUUGCAUGGGUGGGUGUUGCAUGGGUGGGUGUUGCAUGGGUGGGUGUUGCAUGGGUGGGUGUUGCAUGGGUGGGUGUUGCAUGGGUGGGUGUUGCAUGGGUGGGUGUUGCAUGGGUGGGUGUUGCAUGGGUAUUGCAUGUGCGCCUUGCACUUCGUCUUCACCAGGGAGAGGCACUCGCUGCUCUUCUCUGCCACUUUCACCGCCAACCUGCACGCCUUGAAGGUGCGAUGAGCAAGACCAAGAAGCUGUUUCACUUUGAGGCGUACGAGGGCUUUAAGACAGUGGAAGCAUUAGAUCAGACGUACCUCUUCCUCCCCUCCAACGUGCGAGACGUGUACCUCUGCCGCCUCCUCUCCCGCCUCCUCCCCUCCCUCCAAACCAUCCUCCCCCCCGCGCCGCCCCCCUCCGCCUCUGCUGCCGCCCGCCCACCCGUGCGCUCCGUGAUCGUGUUCACGUCGUCCUGCCAGUAA